Eimeria mitis is the source of this 489-nucleotide messenger RNA. RefSeq lists its product as uncharacterized. The transcript has 3 exons. Bases 1 to 489 code for a protein of 162 amino acids. NCBI's taxonomy places the organism in Eukaryota, Apicomplexa, Conoidasida, Eucoccidiorida, Eimeriidae. The record is from RefSeq and is a predicted model, not a curated record.
AUGGGGCGCGCUGCACUGCAGCAGCAGCAGCAGCAGCAGCAGCAGCAGCAGCAGCAGCAUUGUCUUCAAGGUGUACAGUCAGCAGCAGCGCCGGCGUCUACAUCGUCGGCUGCAGUAAAUGAAGAAUGUUUGCUGCUGCAGCAGCAGCAGCUGCUGCUGCAGCAGCAGAUUCAGCAGCAUCAACAGCUGCUUGAUCAGCAGCAGCUGCUGCAUGAGCAGCAGCAGCAGUUGCUGCAGCAGCAGCAGCAGCAGCAGCAGCAAGGCAUUAACAACAACGCGCAGCUUUCAGUGGGGCUCAAACACGACGAAGCAGCAGCAGCAGCAGCAGCAGCAACAGCAGCAACAGCAACAGCAGCAACAGCAGCAACGUAUGAUGCCUCUCACGAUGCAGCAGAGCAGCAGAGUGAGUCUGUACCUGAUGAACGUAUGAUGCCUCUCACGAUGCAGCAGAGCAGCAGAGUGAGUCUGUACCUGAUGAGCAACGUAUGA